Messenger RNA from Oikopleura dioica, 1227 nucleotides. Lineage: Eukaryota; Metazoa; Chordata; Appendicularia; Copelata; Oikopleuridae. The record is from the annotation of a GenBank genome assembly.
AUGUUGGACGACAAGGUGCCAUUUUACAGGCCAAAGCAAAGUCCAUUGCCAUUAGGGUGGCCUCUUCGGUAUAGGAAUGAUGGGGCCGAAUCGCCUCCUAGAUCACCGCCAAAACCUCUUCGCGGAAGUGAUAUCCUCGGCGACGGAAUACCUGUCAAAAGAUAUAGCCAGGACAAGGGUUCUACCAAGAUCUACGAGCAAGCUGGAUUUGAGCUCUCAAGAUCAGAAGACCAUCAAAUAGUCGCGAAAUUGAACACUGAAAAACUGCCACGCAUAAGUUCGCCCUCAGAUCCACGAUACCAAAGAAGCAAGAAGCUCGAUGGAAAGCUUUCAACAUCAAGAAUGCUUGAAGAAGAGAUAGAGCGGCUUUCAUAUCUUCUGCAGGAAGAGCAAGAAUCGCACAGGCGUACAAAAAUGGAGCGUGCUGAUGAGCUUAGAGAGCUGGAAGAGAAGAUCCGAGAGGAGUAUGAGAAUAAAAUAGUCUUACUGAAUCAGGAGUUUUUUGAUCAAACUCAACAGCAAAAAGACGAAUUCCAAAGGGACCGUGCUCAAAAAGCUGAAGCAUCUCGAUUACGAGAAAAACAAGUAUCGGAGCAACUUACGGAUACACAAAUGGCCUUUGAACAGUUUCAGGCACAAUCUAGUUUUGUUAAUAAACUCAUUCAAGACGAAGAAGCGAAAAAGCGAGUGGAGCUUGAGAACUCGUUCCAAAAAAAGCUCAGCUCGCGCUUGCGAGAUCAACGAGCGCACAUCGAGGCAGAAACUGCUGAAAUGCUGGCUGAGUUGAACAGUAAGCAUAAAGCGCAGACCGACGACCUUGUAACACAAAUAAGCUCCGCGAGUGAAGCUGCGGAUAGACUGACAGAAAGUGAAUCCAAAAUGUCUUCAUUGACUCAAAAAGUCACUCAACUCAAACAAAACUUGGCUGAUGCUGAAUCUGCUAUUCAGGCGAAACGAGUUGAAUGCCGCGCAAUGAAAUCAAAGCUUUCAGAAAUUGAGGGGCAUCACAAGCGACAAUUACAGGCUCUCAGCAGCUACCAUAACACGCAAAUAAGUAAUUUGAAGGAGGAAAUCGCACAGCUUCGAAAUAGACUUAUAAGAAAAGCAGAAGUCGUCGGGGAGAUGGAAGCGAGAUCAAGGGGCGCGAUGAGUCGAAUUCAUGGACCAAACUCCCGGAAGUCAGCACCUCCGCUCGAAGAGAUUCUUCAAAUCACUUCUCCAAUUUAA